Molecule: messenger RNA, 1212 nt
Organism: Rotaria sordida
Lineage: Eukaryota; Metazoa; Rotifera; Eurotatoria; Philodinida; Philodinidae
Source: the annotation of a GenBank genome assembly
AUGUUGGAACCAACGAUAGCUAGUGUUCAGCCGAUUAGUCAUCAAGAAGAAGUAACAGUUCAGACAAAUCGUUUGUUACGUUGGUGGAUGAGACAUUAUCAUCAUAUUGGAUUGGCGAGUUUAGCAGGUUCAGCGAUAUUAGUAUGCAUUAUGGCAGUCAUACUAUUGCCAAUUGUUAUUCACAAUUCAACCAAAGAUAGUGAACAAUGCGUGACUUUAAUAACUACAACAAUGACAAUGUCAUCAAUUUUGAUCGAUCCUCUUUGUGCAGCAAAUGCAAUUUGGAAGAGUCAAGCUGUUACUAUUGUUGGAUCGUCUGAUCGUACAAAUUCACUUUCACGAUCUUAUCUUAAAGAUCCGAACGAUAUGUUAAUCGAUACCAAUGGUAACUUAUUCAUAGCUGAUUCAGGCAAUAACCGUGUGGUUUAUUUGCCAGUAAAUGCUACAGAAGGACGUAUUGUUGCUGGUAGAAGCAUUCGGGGAUCUUUAUUUAAAUAUGCAGCUGCUACUGUAGCUUGGAAAGAUCAAUUGUAUGUCUCCGAUCUUGGCAAUUAUCGUAUACUUGCUUUUCCAUUAAGUACAACAGAAGGUUCGCCAGAUGGUACUACCAUUGUGGGUCAUUAUGGUGUUGGAUCAGCCUUGAAUCAAAUUGAUUCUGUAUAUUAUAUGUCAAUAGAUAGAAUGCGUGAAUUAUUUUAUCUGUCUGAUUUUCGAAAUAAUCGUAUAUUGAAAUUGAACUUAACAGACAAUACACUGCAAUUAGCUGUUGGUACUGGAAUAUCUGGUUCAAAUAAUGUUAGCCUUAAUCUUCCAUUAGGUAUUACUAUCGAUGAGACAACUGGUUCACUCUAUGUAACAGACUCUCGAAAUCAUCGAGUACAAAAAUUUAAUUUGAAUUCCAUACAAGGUAUUACAGUAGCAGGUGGUACUGGUCAUGGACAAAAUUUAUUUCAUCUUAAUUUACCUUCGAGUGUCGCAAUCGAUCCACAUGGCAAUGUGUACGUUGCAGAUAGUGGGAAUCAUCGCAUUGUUCAAUGGUUAGUUAAUGCCCACCAAGGACGUAUAAUUGCAGGUACUGGCAUUGCUGGAAUAAGUAAUACUCAACUUAACCAUCCAGUUCAAUUGAAAUUUGAUAUUCACCAUAAUUUGUAUGUUGUUGAUCAAAAUAAUAAUCGAAUUCAACGUUUUGAUUUACAAUAUAAUGGAUGUUAA